CUCACAGACCCGCGGUAGCUGGCCCGGUGGGCUCGCGGGGAGACGCGCGCACGCGCACACGACUUGGAGACGAGCUGGAGACAGCGAGGAGGAGUGUAAGAAGCAUCCGAGGCGGCGAUAGAGGAGGAGGUUGCUAUGGGAAUAUAUGACUACAUAAAAGGAAGUCUGUUCUGAUUAUUGUGAUACCUGAGAUGUAAGUACAGUGAAGAGUGGAACAGGAAAAAACUUUAGUGCCAACCUUAGUUACAAUGGCCACUGAUUCAGGGGAGCCAACUAGCACAGAAGAUUCUGAGAAACCUGAUGGAGUUUCUUUUGAAAACAGAGUUGCCCAGGUUGCUGUAACUUUGACUGUAGAAGGUAGACUAAAGGAAAAACCCAACACCUUCUCUGCUUCUUGGGAAACCACUGAAAGAAAGAGAUUUUUCCGAAAGAGUGUUGAGAUGACGGAAGAUGACAAAGUUGCUGAAUCUUCCCCCAGAGAUGUGAGAAUAAAAGCUGCAGCAAAUAUUUCAAGAGUAGAUAAACUUCCUACAAAUGUGCUAAGAGGUGGACAAGAAGUUAAAUAUGAGCAGUGUUCAAAGGCAACCUCAGAAUCCUCAAAAGAUUGCAUCAAGGAGAAAAAUGAAAAGGAAAUAGAAGAAGAAGCAGAAAUGAAGGCUGUAGCAACUUCCCCUAGUGGCAGGUUCCUGAAAUUUGAUAUAGAACUGGGAAGAGGAGCAUUUAAAACAGUCUAUAAAGGACUGGACACUGAAACAUGGGUUGAGGUUGCUUGGUGUGAGCUACAGGAUCGCAAGUUAACCAAAGCUGAGCAGCAAAGGUUCAAAGAAGAAGCAGAGAUGUUGAAAGGACUCCAGCAUCCCAAUAUAGUUCGAUUUUAUGAUUCCUGGGAGUCUAUAUUAAAAGGAAAGAAAUGUAUUGUAUUAGUGACUGAACUAAUGACAUCAGGAACCUUAAAGACGUACUUAAAACGAUUUAAAGUCAUGAAACCAAAAGUCUUAAGAAGCUGGUGCAGGCAAAUUUUAAAAGGAUUGCAGUUCUUGCAUACAAGGACUCCUCCUAUUAUUCAUCGGGAUCUGAAAUGCGACAACAUUUUCAUCACAGGACCCACUGGAUCUGUGAAGAUUGGUGAUCUGGGACUGGCAACCUUAAUGCGCACAUCAUUUGCUAAGAGUGUCAUUGGCACUCCUGAGUUUAUGGCUCCAGAGAUGUAUGAAGAGCACUAUGAUGAAUCUGUAGAUGUCUAUGCUUUUGGAAUGUGUAUGCUAGAAAUGGCUACUUCGGAGUAUCCAUAUUCUGAAUGCCAGAAUGCAGCUCAAAUAUACCGGAAAGUAACCAGUGGCAUAAAACCAGCCAGCUUCAAUAAAGUCACUGACCCUGAAGUCAAAGAAAUAAUUGAAGGAUGUAUUCGACAAAACAAAUCUGAAAGGUUAUCUAUCAGGGACCUACUAAACCACGCAUUUUUUGCUGAGGAUACAGGAUUGAGGGUGGAGUUAGCAGAAGAUGAUGAUUGCUCAAAUUCAUCCCUGGCUCUAAGACUCUGGGUUGAAGACCCUAAAAAAUUAAAAGGCAAACAUAAAGACAAUGAAGCUAUUGAAUUCAGUUUCAAUUUAGAAACAGAUACACCUGAGGAAGUAGCAUAUGAAAUGGUCAAGUCUGGAUUCUUCCAUGAAAGUGAUUCCAAAGCUGUUGCUAAGUCCAUUAGAGACCGUGUGACCCUGAUAAAAAAGACAAGGGAAAAGAAACCUGCUGGCUGCUUGGAGGAAUGCAGGGAUUCCCAGUGCAAGUCUCUGGGGAAUGUAUUCCCUCAGCACCAGGCUACAAUUUUGCUUCAUGCUCCUACUCAGCACACUGGAGCUGAAUGUGAAGAAACAGAAGUUGAUCAACAUGUUCGCCAACAGCUUCUACAGGGAAAGCCACAGCUACACUGCUCCUCUGUUGGAGGUGGCACUUUGCCUGAACCAGGAGCUGGAUCAGUUAUACAUUUAGAUUCUUCAAGUCAGCCCACUGUAAUCUAUUCUUCAAACCAGACAACUGGCUCGCAGGUGGUUUCUAGCAUCCCACAGGCUGACAUAAAUGUUCCUGGGCAAAUUUACUCCUCUCUUGACCUAGUAAGGCAUUGCCAGCAAGUUUCAGGGUUGCAGAAGCAGCCAAAUCUGUCUCAGCCCCAAAUUUUGCCUGUGGUUCAAGGUCAGUCCUCUGUUUUACCUGUACAUGCUCUUGGACCUACAGUUGUUUCACAGUCCCAUGUUUCUCCAUUAACUGUUGAGAAUGUCUCACAGAUAAAGCCUGUAUUCCAGCCAGUUGGAGCUGAACAACAAACAACUCUUCAAAAAGCAGAUUUAGUUAGAAGCUUAAAUCAAGAUGUAACAGCCAUGAAAGAAAAUACCAAUAACCUUGAUCACCCAAGUGGAAAUGGCAAACAGGAUCGGAUCAAACAGAGAAGAGCCUCCUGUCCCCGGCCAGAGAAAGGGACUAAAUUUCAGCUUACUGUCCUUCAGGUAUCAACCUCAGGAGACAACAUGGUGGAGUGUCAACUUGAAACACACAACAACAAAAUGGUCACUUUCAAGUUUGAUGUUGAUGGUGAUGUGCCUGAGGAUAUUGCAGACUAUAUGGUUGAAGAUAACUUUGUGCUAGAAAAUGAGAAAGAAAAAUUUGUAGAGGAAUUGAGAGCUAUUGUAGGUCAAGCCCAGGAAAUCCUUCAUGUUCAUUCUGCUGUGGAAAAAUCCAUUGGAGUUGACUCUGUUAUCUUGGAAUCCAACAUUAACCAAAUAGGAUCAUCUGAACAAGUACAGAUAAGUUCUGCAUCCACUCAAACCAGCAAUGAAUCUGCCCUGCAGUCAUCCCCAGUUGGUCGGUGGCGAUUCUGUAUCAAUCAAACAAUAAGAAAUCGUGAGGCUCAGUCUCCUCCUUCCCCUCAGCCUUCCAUGGCUAUGGUUCCUGGGUUACAUCCACUUCCUAGUUCAAGAAACACAAGUAAUAAGGAAAUAGCACAGGACACACUAUUCAGUAUAGAAAAUAAUUCAUGCCAGAGUGUACUUUUCACCUCCAAAUCAGAGCACAAGGAUGUAGUUGAUGGUAAGAUUUCUGAAUGUGCUAGUGUAGAAACUGAACAGCCAACUAUACUUUAUCAAGUGGAAGAUGACAGGCAGAUAAUGGCACCAGCUACUAAUAAUUACAAUUAUUCUGCUACUUUGGUAUGUCCAAUUCCAGUUGAAUGUGAGGGACUCACCAGCCAAGCAGGCAUGUUUGUACCUGCAUAUCCAUGCCAGCAAGCUGCCACUCUGGCUGAUGUGCUUAUGACCCAUCCUGGUGAAUCCAUUCAGAUUGGUGAUAAUACUGUUCUGACUUCAGUAUUUGUAUUUGAUCAAACGCCUCAAUCCCUAUCAGUACAGCAGCGAGCUGUGGAUGCAGAGUUUAUUUCCCAAGAAGGAGAAACCACAGUGAACACUGAAACAAGUUCUCCUAAGACAGUCAUUGCCACUCAGACUCCUGGCCUUGAACCCACUACACUUUUACCUGCUACUGUUCUGGAAUCAGAUGGUGAACGACCUCCAAAAAUGGAGUUUACAGAUAACCGAAUUAAAACUUUGGAUGAAAAAUUAAGAAACUUGCUCUAUCAGGAGCACAGCAUUUCUAACAUCUAUCCUGAGAGUCAGAAGGAUACUCAAAGCAUAGACUCUCCAUUCUCUUCCUCUGCUGAAGAUAUGCUGUCCUAUCCAAUGCCAGAAGUCAUAGCCAUCAGUCAUUGUGGAAUUCAAGAUAGCCCUGUACAAUCUCCAAAUUUCCAACAGCCAGGCUCUAAGAUUCUGUCUAAUGUGGCUGCAAGUCAGCCUGCUAAUAUAUCAGUGUUCAAAAGAGACUUGAAUGUGAUAACUUCUGUACCCAGCGAGUUAUGUUUACAUGAGAUGUCCCCAGAUGCUUCACUUCCAGGGGGUCCAGAAGCCUAUCCCGCUGCUGUGUCAAGUGAUGGAACCAUUCAUCUGCAGACAGGAGGUGGAUAUUUUGGCCUAAGCUUUACUUGUCCUAGUCUCAAAAAUCCUAUUAGCAAGAAAUCCUGGACUCGCAAAUUAAAAAGCUGGGCAUACAGGCUACGGCAGUCAACCAGCUUUUUCAAGAGAUCAAAAGUCCGUCAAGUGGAAACAGAAGAUAAAAGAGCAAUCACUCCUGAUCCCGCUCACCUGACACGAGAGUCCUCAUCUGAUACUAGGGCUUUGAGUAGAUGUAAAGUGAUGAGUGGAUCAUUUCAGCGGGGUCGGUUCCAGGUGAUUACAGUUCCUCAGCAGCAGUCAAUGAAAGUAACAUCUUUUGGAGUAGAACAUAGACCAGUAUUCGAGGAAACAGCAAACCAGUCUAGUGAACAAGAUAAAGCCUUUGCUGAAGCUGCAACAUCUCAGUUGGUCGAAGUGGAACCUGCCAUGCACAAUCCUAAAGCUUCAGUUUCUUGUUGGAAAUUACGAACUCUUUAUGAAACUUUUAAAGAAGAUAAAGGAGAUCCUGAACAAGGUGACAUCUUCUUAUCUUGUGAGACCAGUAUAUCUUCAAUGACUACAGAAAAGAAAUUGGAAGGAACUUCAACCACAGGAAGUAGUGGAGCUGAACUGUUAGAUAAAGAAAAAGAGGAACUAACUCCUGGGAAACAGCCCCAUUCUGAUAAUGACUUUUCAGCCACUCUUGCUGGUCAUGGAAAGUCAGUGACAAAAACUGGUCCAGAGAGCGAUCAGUGUUUACCACUCCAUGAAGAACAAGCAUAUGCUCAAGUACAGAGUUCACUCUUCUAUUCUCCAUCUUCCCCAAUGAGCAGUGAUGAUGAAUCAGAAAUUGAGGAUGAGGACUUGAAAGUGGAGCUUCAAAGAUUACGAGAAAAACACAUUCAAGAAGUGGUAAAUCUUCAAACCCAGCAGAAUAAAGAGCUACAGGAACUCUAUGAACGCCUUCGAUCAAUUAAAGAUAGCAAAGCCCAAUCUUCAGAGAUUCCUUUGUCUCCUGCAUCACCACGUCGACCAAGAUCUUUCAAAAGUAAACUUCGCAGCCGCCCCCAGUCCUUGACACAUGCGGACAGUGUCACUGUUGUAAAAGAUUCACUGUGUGUAGGGAGUAAUACAGCCUCAUGCCAGCAAUCACCAGCCAGUAAAAAAGGGAUGUUCACAGAUGACUUACACAAGCUGGUGGAUGACUGGACAAAGGAAACAGUAGGAAAUUUUCCUAGUAAGCCAAGUUUAAACCAACUUAAACAGAGUCAACAAAAAUUAGAGACAGAAAACUGGAACAAGGUAUGCGAAACGACUCCAUCUACUAUGGGCUACACAUCAACAUGGAUUUCUUCUCUCUCCCAAAUCCGUGGAGCUGUCCCAACUUCCUUGCCACAAGGACUCCCGCUCCCUUCAUUUCCUGGGCCAUUAUCAUCAUAUGGAAUGCCCCACGUUUGCCAGUAUAAUGCUGUAGGGGGCACAGGGUAUCCGGUACAGUGGGUAGGAAUUUCAGGAACAACACAGCAGUCGGUAGUGAUUCCUACUCAAUCUGGGGGACUGUUCCAGCCUGGGAUGAAUUUGCAGGCAUUUCCAGCUUCACCAGUGCAGAAUCCAGCUGCAAUCCCUCCUGGUCCUAAAUAAAUCAAAAUGGAUAAUGAAAUAAGGGGGAGAUUAUUUUCAGAGCACCUAAGAUACUAAACUUUUCUUCUUGGGUUCUGCCAUAUUUUCCCUCAUUUAAGUCUACUUUCAGCUGUACUUUCUGUGUUCCAAUGUGGUAUUUGAUACAGCUCAUCAUUCUGUAGAAUUGUGCAGUUUGCAUAUAGAACACUGCACAUAGAAAUGUUUUUUCACUUCAAAACCUAUCCUCUUUGAUACUUGAUUUUUUAAAAAUACUGUUCAGAAUGCUUUAAUAAGCUCGGCUUGAGCAUUACCAUUUCCAGGACACUUUCCAUGUGUUGCUGAGAAGUGCCCCCCCACCUUAGUGCUGCUACUAGCAGUUGCAUACUUUCCUUUGAAGUGUGUAAAAAUUAGAUUGAUUUUCCCCAAAUGUGGAUGAAGUGAGACCCUCCUAAUAGCCAGAGUCUUGUGGGAUUCUUCACGUUUAUCCUGCGUUUACUUUUCACAGAAGGUGGUAGGUAAUUUGCUGCAGGAAAUGUUUUGGUGUAUAAAAUUAGUAUAAUUUUGUCAAUGAGUGCAGACCAUGAGUCCUUUUUAAUGUGAUUUUUCUUCCCGUCAUCACAGAAGUAGGAGUGAAGUUUUGUUUUGAGUGAGGCGGAGGGAAAGGAAAAAAUAAAAAAACAGAACUGUAACAGUUCCUUGAAUCUACAGAUACUAUAGCUGUUUUAGGGUUUCGGUUAAUAAUCCAAAGCAGCUACCUUUUCUUAAUGUGCACACUGCAUUGGUUUUGAGAAUCUGAGAGCCAUUGAUUUGGCUUGUAUUCUUUUGCAAGGAUAUAUUGCCGCUGAUAUAAUCUCAUUUAAAAUAAUCCUUGUAAUCCUAUCCAAGAGGAUUGAGAUUAGCAUGUUGGUCCAUUCUUCUAAAAUGAAAAGUACUUGACAUACUAGGUUUUUGUAGGUUUUUAAGACUUUUACAUGAAACACUGGCUUUACAGGGUUCUAAGAAGUGUGGGAUAUACACUGUCCUGCAGUGAGAUGGUAGACCCUAGAAGGAUAUUAUUUAAAUUGCCUUUAGACUUUUUUGAUGACAAUUUUGGUUGUUAUAAUUUCUUAUUAGUAUCUAUAGACUCUUAGACAAUUUUAGAUCUUAGAUAAGUUUGACAGCCUCUUGAGAAUUUCAGAGAGUUCACUGUCAAGUUGCACUUUACUGGGUUUUAUCCAGUUUUAGGAGGAAAUGUCAAAAUGUACACCUUUGGUUUUUAGGAAGGUUACCUAUAAUAACUUUGAAGGCUAGUCACAGGGUUACCUAAUGCUCAGUCUGUGAAACUCAAAUAGAAAUUUUUAAAUGGUAUACAUCAGCUUCUACGUAUACAUGUUCCAAUAACUUACCAUUCACGGAAGCUUUCAGGGGCAUUUCUGGUACAUAGUUUCCUAAUGAGGUAUUCUAUUGGUAAGCAUUCCAAAUUGUGCUCAACAUUUGUGUUAGUAAAUUUUCUUCUAUAUUCCUCUAAAAACUGUAUCCCUGUGGGCUUGCUGGGAAAUGAGGAAAACAUAAUGGGAGUACUUUUUUUCUUUGCACAGUAUACUUUUUGGAAAAUGUGUCUUAAAUUGCUUACCUAAAGAUGACAACCACCAUUUCAGAUUUGACACUAUUACUUGGGGGCAUUAAGGGUAGCUUUUUGUGAAUUGCUAUUGGGAAGAGCCAGUUUCUUUUCAUAAAACAUCCUGUUUUGGAUGGAUCCAGAUCUUAUGAACAGAUUGCUCAAAUUUCUUCGAUGGUAUUGGUUUGCAAGGUGAAGUGGUUUUUAGGAUGUUAGUGUAAUGCAGAUGCUUGCAUUGCAGUGUUUUUCACAUGUGCAAACACAAUCCUCCUAAAACCCAUAGUUCUUUAAAACUGUUCCUGAUUCAUUUUGAGUUGGUUUUGUGUAAUUAUAUUGGGAUUUACAACCUAUAAAGUAAAAAUCCUACAAGUUUUAAGACUAUAUUUUCUCUAGUUACAAUCAUUUUAAACAGUGUACCCCAGGAUCAAAAGCUCCAUGGAUGACAUGUACAAUUCCAUUUGUUAAUGGCUGCACUAUAUAAUAUGUCCUGUGUUUUGUUACCAUCUCAGUUUUAGAAAUAAUUCAUCAUUCUUGUUUGCCUGCAGAUUUUUGCAGUGCCUUGUAAUAUUUAGAAUCUUUUCAGGUUUUGCUGGAAAGAAAAAUAGUCUUCUAAAGUUUGAAGAUGGUGAAUAGUGUACUGCUGUCUCCAUGCUGACUGCAGUAGCUGGAUUAACAUAUGUUAUAUAUACAUUAUGUAUAUGUAAUGUGUGUAAGUUAAAGCGUACAGAAAAAAAUGAGUGUGCAGAAAGAAAACGAUGUUAUUUGUUUUACUGUGGAGUUUUCUUUACUUUUCCUCAUUACUUAAAUGUUUGAUCCAGACUAUAGUCGCUUUGGCUGUAAAUAUUGGUUAGUUUUCUAUCUGGGGGUUUUGUAUUUCAUAAUUUUACUAAGUCCUAGAAUAGUGCUGUUUUCAUCCUUACCUGACGUACUUUUCCUCCCCAUAAAUACUUACUUAACAAAGAGCGUAGUGUAUAAAAUGGGCUUUCUGUUCAUUUCCAAAAAUCACAGAAACCUAUCAUUUUCAUUUUCUUUCUUGUGCUCACAAAGUUUACUUGAAAGAUAGUCUCUAUGUCCAGCCACUCUGUUUACUUCUCACAGUGCAAGUCUCACAAGCAGUGCUGUAUCUUCGUAUGGCACAAUGUAAGCAUUUUGCCAUGAAGUCCCUACUGCUUUGUCUGUGAAGGUGGCUAUAACACCCUGACACUAUGAAAUCAAAACUAGUCUAAAUCCAGUAAAAAUAACCCUAUAUAGAUUUGGAGGGUCUUUAAUCUCUAUUUAAUUUGCUGUAAUAUGACAAAUAUCCUUUCUGUUUUUCAUCUCUUCCUGAUAUCAAGUGUGAAUUUAAUAUUUUAACAGGAAAACUGUGAAAGUUUAAAAGGCAUUUCCUCUGUGAUUUUUGGAAUGACUGUAGAGUGUUUUCUUCAAUACAAUGUGAUGUUAUCAUCUAAAAACCCAAGAUUUAAUUCCAGUCCAGUUGCUUUUGUUUAUCUACCUCGUUUUCAGUGCUGUUUUAGAUGCACAAGUAAGCAUUGCCUUGUGAAACUUGCUUUUUUGCCUUGAUUCUCUGCAUUCUUUUAGAUUAUCAGUCAGGCUUACCUUUUUUGUCCUGGCACUAACCAUGCAUUUGGGAUGAGAAUAACCAUUAUUAUGCCACCAAUUUGUGUUGAUGAGAGCCAUGUGCCUAUGUGUAAUAAAUAACCUUACAGGAUUUGGGGAUGGAGAGCUGAGAAAUAAAUCAAAUUGAUGGCAAUAUAAAACUUAGUUGUAGGAGUUAGUUUUAAAGUAAGAAAAUGGUUAACUUAAGUGACUGUCCCAGUGCCUGCAGCUUUGCCUUUAUUACUGGAGAUGGAUUUCUCAUCUCUGCCUAAAGGGCUAUGGGUUGAAAUUGCUUUAACUACCACAGCAAAAUAGUUAACCUCCUAUAGCAGCGACCUGCCAUUCAAAAUAUUAGCAUACUGCUAGGUAUUUGCAGUCACAUUAUCCUAAAAUGGCAGAAUGCGUUUCAUUUGAACUGUAGUUGGUGGUAAGGAUUUAGAUAAUUGUUUAUUCAAUCUCUGUAGUUUAUGGAGGCUUUGACUCUCUUUGUUGUAUUUUCUAAGCAGUAAAAAUGAUGCAUUUCUUUUUCCCCCAAAAAAAAAUUCAGCAAAUUUUUAUGACUGGAUGUUCCUUGUUUCACAUGUACUGUCAUCAGUUUUCAUUUAUAAGUACAUUCCUGAGGUAUAUUUGCCAUCAAUUUGGAAUUCAGUUACCUCAUGUUCUGUUUGAUUAAGAAAAACGUGAGCCUUCUGAGGUGGUAUGCAAGCUAUUUUCUAAAACACAUUCUUCAUUUUUUAUAUCUGUAGUUUAUCGGACACUUAUUUUCCCUCCCUUUAUUUAGGAGACAUACUAGAAAAGGUUUGCAGAUAUAGAAAAGGCUUUUGGUUCCGCAAAUAAAAUUCUAGGGUUAAAAUUUAAAAUUCUAGUCCAGGUUAUAAAAUGAAAACAUUCAAACAUGCUAAAAAUCCUUUGAAGUAAAUUUAGUAUGCAAUUUUUAUUGAGCCAUGCUUUCAGGUCACCCUGGGAAGUAGUCUCUUUUUUUGUGAUGGAGGAACACCGAUCAGGGACCUUAACAGGCAACAUGUGAAUAAGCCCAAAGUAGUAAGCAGGUUAAAGUUCUUUUCAGCUGAGAUAGCUGAAAGACUGUAUAGCUCAACAGCUCCAAUUCUGGAAGGUUUUCUGUUAAAAGAACACAGACUAUUUAAAAACUAAAAGUCAGGCAAGAAGGAAAGAGAGAAACUAAGCCCUGAGGGGAAAAAGUGCUAAAAUGUGUGCAUGUGGUCCUUCUAGUUUUUUUUUAAGUUGUAUUACUUUUUCAAUAUAAUUUAAGAUUUAAGGUUGAAUUUGUAGUCCAGAACCCUCAGAAGAUCCAGUGACUAAUCAGAAGGUGCAGUUGAAGGUCUGUCAUGCUCAAUCACUUCAAGCUGUAAUUUGUUUAAUAUGAAUAUUAAGCAUGUAGACCUAGUGCAGCAUGGGAGCCACUCAGGAAGUUUAUGCAAUUAAUAAACUUUCAUGCAUAAUUUACCAUAAAGUAUGCAGAAUUUCAGCCACUUCUCAAUACUUAAUGUUUAGUUGUAUAUGUGAACUUUUCUUUCUUAAUUGGGGAAUGUAGCAUUAUAUAGAAUGUUGUUAAACAAUUUGAAUCCUUUUUGACAUUAACGUUUUUUCUUUUUCUUUUGUAAACCAAGUGGUCUAUCUUUUGGCAGUUGUCUGGUUUUGAUUCUUCUUUGAAACUGUGAUUUUUAUUUCAUUAGUACCCAACUGUUGUUAAGUAUUUUGUUUCCUGAAAAUUUUGUUUUAAAACAAAAAAAAAUAAAGGCUGUGUUAAAUGAG
Messenger RNA from Nannospalax galili (Upper Galilee mountains blind mole rat), 10557 nucleotides. RefSeq names its product WNK lysine deficient protein kinase 3 (gene Wnk3). Gene Ontology annotation, biological process: positive regulation of sodium ion transmembrane transporter activity; negative regulation of sodium ion transport; intracellular signal transduction. Gene Ontology annotation, molecular function: protein serine/threonine kinase activity; potassium channel inhibitor activity; ATP binding. The record is from RefSeq and is a predicted model, not a curated record. Gene Ontology annotation, cellular component: cytosol; cytoplasm. Lineage: Eukaryota; Metazoa; Chordata; Mammalia; Rodentia; Spalacidae. The transcript is spliced from 23 exons. The coding region runs from base 249 to 5612 and encodes 1787 amino acids.